CAAAUAACUUAUUUUUGAAGAGGUUAUAUUUGUGCUCCUGGCAGUGUUACGAAUUAACUGAAAUAUGGAACAAAGCUGAAAAGACUACACUCUUGAAGAUGGUUGGCCAAGAGCUAAGGUUGAAUUUGUUUUCAGUGUUCUUAGUGUAGGUAGUGUAGAGAGAUGCUCGUUUUCACAGGCUUCCUGGGACUCUUAACUGUAGUCACACUGGGAGUCAUGAAUGUCCAGUAAUUCAGGGAACUCAAAAUGUAAGGUGUAUUUAUGUUCAAAUGAACAUUAGGAAAAAAAAUCCUCAAAAUUAAUGGUUAACCUAGAGGAAAGCCAUGUUACCAAAGCAUGGAGACUAUGAUGUAGGUCCUUCUGUUAGGGUCAAUGUGGGUUUAUUGCUAAAAAGAUCCAGUGGGUAGCUUUAGGUUUAACUUUGGCUCACCAACCUUAAUACUUCCUUUCAGUGAUGGCUAGAAGUAAGACCUGAAUGUCUUCCCAGCAGCUCUGGCAUAUGUGUGUUUUUGCAAGAAGAGAAAAGGUCUUUAUGAGACUUCAUUUAAAUACUGAUUAUUAAAGUGAGGCUUUAAUUGGUGUUAAUGCCUUAUGUCUAAAAUGUAACACAAAUAGAAUUUUCCUGGGGCAGGAUAAUGAGUGGUAUUUUUAGGACUAAUACAUUGAAAACUGGUUCAGACUAGUAAUUGAACAGUUUUCAAUAGCAUGAUUAGUCAAAUUAUGACUUUUACAAGAAGCUUUUGGGGUAGGUUGGAGUAUUUAUUACAUCUUUUACUGUUCAGUGUCUAACGUGGGCCUUUUAAUUUGUAAACAAAUGAUUGUGGGGCUGUGGAAAAUAUUUAACUAUUUACCUUUUGAAGUAAGUUUUAAAAGACAGUCCACUUUUUAGCAUGUGUGUUGUGUCCAGCCUGUGGUUGUCUUAACUAAUAAAUGUGAUUUUUCUCCCCGUUCUCUCUUUUAUUUAUUUGCGUUUAGGCCUCUCGUGUGUUUCCGGGGUGUGGAAAACACACAAAUGUUACCCAGCUUUGCAGUUAAUAUAAUUGCUUUCCAGCAAUACUGUUUUUACUAGCAUCUUUUUUUUUAAACAUUUUCACAUGUUCUUGUAUGGAAUGAUUUUCUGAACCUGUCCUACACCACCUUAAAUGUGAUGAAUUUUAACUUUGCAUAUUCUGUUCAUUGCUAAGCUGCUACCCUCUACAUAAACUGUUUAUUCCUGGUAGUCCAGUGGAAUAGUUUGUUCUUUGCACCUGGGUUGAUCUUUCAAGGUUUCCCUAGCCACUUUAAGGAAAGCUGGAAGUGGAAAUCAUGGCUUUUGGAAUCAACCAUUUUCCUCCAUCUGGGCUGUUACACUUUCCACUAUUGGGGCAGUUUUCUUAAGGGCUGUAAGUGUUAAAAUGGAGCUGUAAAGCCACAAGUCCGCUCCGUAAUCCUGGAUCUCCGUUUUAAGCAGGUUUUCACAAGUUAUUUUUGAAGGGUACUCUGGUAGAACAGCUUUGUGUACGUGAGUGGUUGGUUGGCAGUGUGCCUCCACAUUAACCUGGAGAGUUUAAAUAUUGCUGGGCCCUUUUCAGCAGUUUGUUUUUUAAGUAACGUUUCCAGGUGAUGCAGGUGCUGCUGGCCCAGGGCAUCCCUUUUAGCACCAAUAUGUAAAGGGACUAUACUUCCCCAUCACAGCCCCACGCGCACUCCCAGGAGAGGGCAGGCAGGACAGCGGCAGCAUUUUACUAGCGAUGCACGCAAGGCGUGGGUCUCUAAACUACCAUUAAGGAGUACAACUUGGAACCAAGGUUUAUCUUCGUGAACACUGAAGUCUCAGAAGGUGUAUUUAAAUGGUAGUUUGUAGAACACCGAAGUAUUCUGAUGUCUCAUUCGCGAAAAAAAAGGAAGGUAAAGCUGACUCAAUAGUGGCAACAGCGGGAUAGUGAAAAGUAGAUGGGAAUGAUCUUUAUCGGUGUUGAAGGCAAAAAGAACAAGUAGAGGGAGCCGGACGUGACGGAAAUAAGAGGAGGCCCAAGUUCGCCUUGAGUGGGAUAGGCACGCGGCGGUGGCGGCAGCAGCCGGAACGCAGUGACGUACUUCCGUUGGUGGGGCUGGGAGCGCGCACGCUCACUUCCGUCGCGCCUGCGCAGGUGGCCCCCCUACUCCCGGUUGUGGCGGGUUUUCGGGAUCAGCCUCUCAUAGGAGACUGUGCAGUUUUAACUCCCGAGGGCGAUGCGCUCCGGUGCAGCCGUCAGGGCCGGCCGGAAAGUCUGCAGGUGCCUGUUGUCUGGGUAUAGUCGAGUAGAUGGGGGGCAGCCGGAGCAGUUGACGGGAGGGAGCGGCUCCUUCGUAGGGCCCUUGAGGUCGCACGCGGAGCCGCCCCCGGUGAGCGAGCCGAGAGAAGGCCCCGAGUCUGGCGGCGAGGAGAGCGAGGCGCUGGUAGAGAUCUGUCAGAAAAGGCGUUUCCUCAGUGGCACCAAGCGACAGCUUAGUCGAGAUUCUCUUCUGAGCGGGUGCCACCCCGGCCUUGGCCCCUUGGGCAUAGAGUUGCGGAAGAACCUGGCGGCGGAAUGGUGGUCCUCGGUGGUGGUGUUCAGGGAGCAGGUCUUCCCGGUAGACGCCCUCCACCGUGAACCAGGCCCUUCGCUGCCCGGGGACAGUGCCUUCAGGUUAGUUUCUGCAGAAACGCUACGCGAAAUCUUGCAAGAUAAAGAGCUGAGUAAGGAACAGCUAGGAGCAUUUCUUGAGAACUUACUGAAAACUUCUGGGAAACUACGGGAGAACCUUCUUCACGGUGCCUUGCAGCACUAUGUUAAUUACCUGGAUCUGAUAAACAAGAGGCUACCUUUUGGCCUUGCUCAGAUUGGAGUGUGUUUUCAUCCUGUUUCUGAUACUAAGCAGACACCUGAUGGUGUUAAAAGAAUUGGUGAAAAGACUGAAGCUUCACUGGUAUGGUUUACUUCAGCAAGAACUGCGAGCCAGUGGCUUGAUUUCUGGUUACGUCAUCGACUCCUGUGGUGGAGAAAGUUUGCUGUGAGUCCAUCUAACUUCAGCAGCAGUGAUUGUCAGGAUGAAGCGGGCCAAAAAGGAAACAAACUUUACUACAAUUUUCCGUGGGGAAAGGAGCCAAUAGAAACCCUGUGGAAUCUAGGAGAUCAUGAACUUUUACACAUGUAUCCUGAAAAUGUAGCUCAAUUACAUGGCAGAGAUGGACGGAAAAAUGUGGUUCCUUCUGUUUUAUCCAUAAAUGGAGAUCUAGACCGAGGCAUGCUGGCAUAUCUCUACGAUUCUUUCCAGCUAACAGAGAACUCCUUUACAAGAAGGAAAGAUCUUCAUAGAAAGGUGCUUAAACUUCACCCUUGUUUAGCCCCUAUUAAGGUUGCUUUGGAUGUGGGAAGAGGCCCAACAGUGGAACUAAGACAGGUUUGUCAAGGGCUAUUUAAUGAAUUAUUAGAAAAUGGAAUAUCUGUGUGGCCUGGUUAUUUGGAAACUGUGCCAUCCUCAUUGGAACAACUUUAUUCAAGAUAUGAUGAAAUGAGUAUCCUCUUCACAGUGUUGAUUACUGAAGCUACUUUGGAGAACGGAUUAAUACAUCUGAGAAGUAGAGACACCACAAUGAAGGAAAUGAUGCAUAUAUCCAAAGGGCCUCAGCCUUCACAGGAAGAUUGUAUUCCUGGUCUCAGAUCAGCUGACUGCACUAACUGGCAACAUGGAAUGUCUAUACUGCAGUUGAGACAGUUCCAGUGGGGUCAAGCGCCAGUUGCCCACAGCAAUGCCCAGCUCAACCUUAUACCUCGUUCUGGCUUUUCCUCCAGUCCCUCACACCUGUUCCCUAGUGUCCCUUCUGUUCCACACAAGGCCUUUUCUCAGGCUCUGCUUUCCAGGCUAGCUCAGGAUAAGACUAUCAGAAGGCCCUAGAAAGCAGCCCUGGGAAACGGAAUUCCUCCCAGGAUGGAUGGCAAUAAGGACUCUGUUGCCAGUGGUAAGGGGAGUGGAGAUAAUCCUUACAUGCCAUACCUUCACAAUUACUAAGACUUUCCCCUGCAGCGGGGAAGGGAGCAGAGGUAGAUAAUGAAGCACUAGGUUAUGCAAUAGUUCUAGCAUUUGAAAGGCAUGAGGCAAUAGUAAUUAUAUGGAUUGUGGAGUUGGUUGGCUUCUACUAACUGCUUUAGAAGCUUUGCAAGAGAAAAUGAGAGGCUGUCAAUUCGGGGCAUGCUGUGAAACCCAGGGGCAUUCUGGACUUUGAGACCUCAGGUCUUAAUAGGGGACUUCCCUGGUGGUCCAGUGGGUAAGACUCCACACUCCCAAUGCAGGGGGCCUGGGCUCGAUCACUGGUUGGGGAACUAGAUCCUGCGUGCAUGCCACAACGAAGAAGCAACUAAGACCCAGUGCAGCCUGCAUACAUACAGACAUACAUACAUACAUAAAAAAAUAAGGUCUUAAUAGGAUCAAAUCCAGUUACUGGUAUGCUUAUUAAUUUGCUAGCCCCUCCCCACCCCUUUCCUUCUCUAUUUCACUCUCCCUGGGCCCUCAUAUAAACAACCUGCACCAAGUCCUUGCCUCAGGCUCUGCUUCAUGAUUAAGACAUGAAGAAGCUAACGGUGGCCAAGUCACUAAGUUUAUAACCUCAAAGACUUAAUGAUUUCUAAGGGGAGCAGCCAAUUAGUAUGACUCAAGCUAAGCAUGAUCAUACUAUGAAUAGCUAGUCAUUUUUUUAGUUCUUACUUUGUGCCCAGCCCUGUUCCAAACCUUUUACAUCCAUUACCUGAGUUAAUUCUCACAGCAGCUCCAUGAUGUAGGUAUUAUUUCUCUCUCUCCCCCUCCUCUCCCCCACCCUCUCAAAUGAGGAAACUGAAGCCCAGGGAGUUUAUGUAACUUACCCAGAGUCACACAAUUAGCACAGGACUGAACCUGGAUUCAGCUCAGUCUGACUCCACAGCCCCCACACUCUUAGCCUCUGUGAUAUACCGAUUUCUUCCAAAUAACAAUAUCAACAGAGAAAGGGGGGAAAUUAUGUUCAUGAAUGCUGCUUUAGGCAACAAAAUCCUCAAAUUCAUCUGGACCUGUGUGCACAGUAUCCCUUCCCACCCUGAAGAUGCAUUCCCACAGCCAGUGCUGCUGCUGUUCUUUGCUGGGAUUUAAGUCCCAGUUCAACCACUUACCAAGCUAGGGAUGACCCUGUGAAAUUACCCCAUUUAAGCCUAAAUUUCCUUACCUGUAAAAGCAAGUUAAUAAUACUGGCCUUGUAGGUGUUCCACAGAUUUAGUGUCUAAUAGCUAAUAGCUAUGAUUUUUCUAGUCAGAGGUCCAUUGUUGGGAACAGAGAAAAAGAACAGAGCAGAAGAAUUUUGGUCAAGUUAUUUUGUUUGUCUGGAACCCAAGAAAUGCCUCUUGGCUUUAUUGGACUUGACUUAUAACUCCUAGGAUAAGAGAUUCAAACCAGAAAUAAUUUUGUCCCCUGAAGUGGGCUGAAUGGUGGCUCCCCAAAAAGAUAAGUCCUAACUCCUGGAACCCGUGAAUAUCACCUUAUUUGGAAAAAGGGUCUUUGCAGAUGUAAUUAAUAAGUUAAGGAUCUCAAGAUGAGGUCAACCUGGAUUGACCUAAAUCUGCUGAGCAGUGUCUUUAUAAGAGAAAGGCAGAGGGAGAGAAGGCCACGUGAAGAUGAGGCAGAGAUUGGAGAGGUGCUGCCACAAGCCAAGAAACACCAGGAGCCACCAGAAACUGGAAGCGGCAAGUGAGACUUCUCCCCCAGAGCCUUUGGUGGGAGCGCAGCCCUGCUGACACCUUGACUUUGGAUUUCUGACCUCUGGAACUGUAAGAAAAUACAUUUCUAUUGUUUUAAGCCACCAGUUUGUGGUAAUUUGUUACAGCAGUCCUGGGAAACUAACCUACUUCUCUCUUCUCGCCCAAGUCAACUCUGCGCUGUUCUCUUGACAGAGAGCUGCUGGGAAAUGCAGCACAUAAAGGCAUGCCUUUGACACGACCUAAAUCUUGAUGACUGAGAAAGUCCAUGGAAAUCAAUAUAAAUAAUUUUGCAGGCUUCCAAAAGCUGAGAGCAAAUUUUAAUGGCAAUGGAUAAUAAAUGUGUACUUG
Messenger RNA from Balaenoptera acutorostrata (minke whale), 6071 nucleotides. It is a transcript of the gene POLG2, whose product is annotated as DNA polymerase gamma 2, accessory subunit. The record is from RefSeq and is a predicted model, not a curated record. Lineage: Eukaryota; Metazoa; Chordata; Mammalia; Artiodactyla; Balaenopteridae. Gene Ontology annotation, biological process: mitochondrial DNA replication. Gene Ontology annotation, cellular component: cytoplasm; mitochondrion. Bases 2212 to 3897 code for a protein of 561 amino acids. The transcript is spliced from 10 exons.